Molecule: messenger RNA, 552 nt
Organism: Danaus chrysippus (African queen)
Lineage: Eukaryota; Metazoa; Arthropoda; Insecta; Lepidoptera; Nymphalidae
Source: the annotation of a GenBank genome assembly
AUGGGGAGUGCACCGAGACUCAAGAUAACAGUGGUGGGCGAUGGUAUGGUUGGCAAAACUUGCCUUCUCUACGUUUACACUAGAAACGAAUUCCCUAAAGAAUACGUACCGACGGUAUUUGACAACUAUGUAGGACAUAUUACAGUUGAUGGACAAGAAAUUGAGAUGACACUCUGGGACACUGCCGGCCAGGAAGAUUACGAAAGACUUAGACCAUUGUCAUAUAAUAACACGCAUUGUUUCCUGGUAUGUUACUCAGUUGGGAGCAGGUCUUCUUAUGAAAACGUUGGUCACAAAUGGUAUCCUGAAUUAAAACAUUUUAGUUCGUCAGUACCAAUAGUACUUGUUGCUACCAAAACAGAUUUAAGAGCAAGCGGCCAAGCGGUUAUAACUACACAAGAAGGAAAAGUAUUAAAAAGGAAAAUAAGAGCAGUCCAGUUGGUUGAAUGUUCUGCGUUGGAAAGAGAGAACAUGCAUGAAGUAUUUGAGGAGGCCGUGCGAGCUGCUCUCAAGAAGAAGCAAGUGACAAAACGAACUUGCAAUUUCCUAUGA